Protomyces lactucae-debilis is the source of this 3481-nucleotide messenger RNA. RefSeq names its product CPSF A subunit region-domain-containing protein. Gene Ontology annotation, cellular component: site of double-strand break; nucleus. Bases 202 to 3420 code for a protein of 1072 amino acids. The transcript has a single exon. NCBI's taxonomy places the organism in Eukaryota, Fungi, Ascomycota, Taphrinomycetes, Taphrinales, Protomycetaceae. The record is from RefSeq and is a predicted model, not a curated record. Gene Ontology annotation, molecular function: nucleic acid binding; protein binding. Gene Ontology annotation, biological process: proteasome-mediated ubiquitin-dependent protein catabolic process; DNA repair.
GUGACGACAACCACGACCCCCAACUCACAAGGAAUCACUUCUGCUCAGAGAGGGUCAGGACUCGAGGCUGCUUCUCUUCCUGGACUGAUCGAGGCUACAGCUCUACUUUGGAUUGUUUGAUGCUGCUAAGACACCUCGGCAGUACAAGCUCAAUUUGCUAGAUCCUCAUUCUUCUGCUUGACUCUACCUGCUGCUCAAAUCAUGGCUUACGUAGUCACGGCCUCCAAGGCCACCUCCGUCAAGAUUGCCUGCUCGGCAAAGCUUACUGACGAGACUACGCCGCACCUCGUCACAGCUUCUUCAAAUAUCAUCAGCAUCCAUCAGCCGCAUACGCUCAAACCCCUCUUUGAGCUGACUUGCUUUGGCCGCAUCGCCACGUUGACGGCUUUCCUUCCAGGCUCAGACGUACGUGAACACUUGUUUGUAACGACAGACGAUGAGCACUAUUUCACUCUGUCUGUCUUUGGCGAUUCAGUCAUUACAGGUGCUGCAGGCGACCUCGAAGCUCCGGGCAUGAUCAAGCCUGACGGCGGCCCUCGAGUUGUUGCAAAUGAAGACUAUAUUCUUGUAUAUCAGUAUCUGGGUGUCGUCAAUGUCUUUCCAAUUCAGCGAACGAACAAUCCAAGGAAGCGCUCAGCCGAUGGAGCCCGACUUUUUGGAACGCCCGUCACCUGCCGCUUCAACGAAGUCAAGGCACAUGAUCUCAUUCUACUUCCAUCAGUAGAUAAAUUGACUUGCUUUGGAAUCUUGUACACCGAUCUGCACAAGAAGACGCACUUCAAGAGCUAUGAAUUGCACCCCAGAAAAGGCGACUUUGAUCUGCUUCCCGGCAAGCUGGCAGCUGGCCCAUUUCAACCAGGCACAGAUUUGGCCUUGGAUAUUGGUAAGGGUACAGUAAUUUGUCUAGGCGAGAAAGAGAUGUAUCGCAUUUCACCCGGUAAGCCAUUCGAAACUGAGGCGCUUUCUACCGCUACGCUAUAUAAUUGCCGCACUCGACUGAGUGCAUCCCAGUGGCUUCUGGGCGACGACUAUGGCUUGCUAUAUACACUUGACAUCGAAGGCGAUGCGAUGCCAAAGCUGAAGCACUUGAGCCAAGCAGCAGACCCCGAGAAGGACACGACGCCAUUCAGUAUGCCAACUGUGCUCGUUGCACUCAAGGAUGAACUUUUCCUUGGAAGUCACUAUGGCGACUCUCAAUUAUUCAGUUGGCCAGAUUUGCGUAUCCUGGGCAAGCGGACCAAUUUGAGUCCAAUACUAGAUUUGUUGCUCGAGAAGCCAAGUCAUACAGCAGGCGCAGCUACAUUGAUUGCCGCGUCUGGCGCAUACAAAGAUGGCUGUCUAAGAGUCAUCAAAUAUGGCGUGGGUUUAAAUGAGCGUUACGAAGUGGGAGUCUCUGGAGUUCGUGGACUAUGGGCACUGGAGCAGAGCGCUUUGAUUGUCGUUGCUUUUGUGAGCGGCUAUAUUGUGCUCAAGGUCGGUACGGAUGGUGAUCUAGAGCAAAUUAGCGCAGGAGACGACAACAUCAUUCUGGCCAGCGAAGUGGACGACAAGGUGCUUCUCGUAACAAAGGAGGAGAUCAAACUUUUGAGUGACAGCGUCGUCAUUGACUCCAAGGCACUACAAAACAUCACAGCAGCCAAGCACGUUGAGCAAGGUCUUUGCGUCCUUGCAAACAAUAGUCUCUACAGCUUCGCACUCAGCUCAUCUUCUAUCAAGCAAAGAGCUCAGCAUGCGUUCGAAGGCAGAGAGACUGGAGCUUUGGCUGCGGCCAAUGACAAAGUGUUUGUCACCUUCUGGAAUGAACCUGUUCUGUGGGUUGGAAACACAAGUCUCAACAACCUUGCGGAGAUUCCGCUUGAGACCGAUUUGGUCGUUCACUCAAUCGUGGUACAGCAGUUGAACGGCAUAGAUUCUCCCAUGCUUUUGCUUGGCAUGAAUGACGGCUCCCUCCUGUCAUUUGUAUUUGACUCUGAGGGUGCCACUGUCUCAGGCCGGAAGCAGGCUUCCCUCGGCACUGCGCCUGUCAGUCUGCAUGCUUUCAACACUCCACAAGGCCCCAAUGUAUUUGCCAUCAGUGACAGACCUACAGUCAUCUAUAGCGCAAGGUCAAAGCUGGCCUUUUCUGCAGUUGACUUGGCUUCUUGCAACUAUUUCACUGCAUUUGCCAAUACUGCGCUUGGCUCUAGUGUCAUUGUUGCAACAGACGAUGCAUUGCGCUUUGGCGGGAUUGAUGAUGUCCAGAAGCUACAAUUUCGCACCAUCAAGAUUGGUGAGCUUGUUCGUCGAUUGGUUGAAAUGGACGAUGUCAUUGCCACCAUUACUCUACGCAUGGAGGUCGAUGCCCUCACUGGGAAUGAGACACAGUCCAGCUUUGUGCGUGUCUAUGACAAGAUAACUUUUGAGGAACGUGACUCAUACGAGCUUGAGGCGCAAGAAAUGUGCCAGUCGCUUUGCCUUCACACAACAAACGAAGGCGAGCAGCGUAUCAUCGUUGGAACAUCCUACCAAGAUCAUGAAUCAAGCAGCGAGGAUCAGCGUGGCAGGAUUAUAUCCUUUGGUAUCAACGACGCUGACAAGUCCCUGUGGCUUGAUUCCCAAACUGAGGUUUGUGGUGCGGUGUACAGCCUUGUUAGUGUCCCAGGGGACGGUAUCGUUGCGGGGAUCAGUUCUUACGUACGGCUUUAUCGCUGUGAGAGCAAUAGCUUGAAAGAGGUUGGCCAGUUCAGGAGCAGUACCUUUGCCAUCACGGUGGCUGCACGCGGACAUGAUGUUGUUGUCGGCGACAUGAUGAGGUCCGUCACAACUCUCAAAGUCCGGGCACAGACUGAAGACCCUAGUGCUGGCCGAGUUGUCGAUGGAAUCUCCGAAGAAGCCCGAGACUUUGCUCCAGCAUGGAUGUCUGCAGUUAGCUACUUUGGAGAGACGACAAUUCUGGCUGGUGAGAUUGAGGGUAACCUCAUUCUGUAUGCUCCGAGUGAUUCGCCGUUGGCAGAGAAUGAAAUGCGCCUCGACAGGACAGGGACGUUCAGGUACGGCGAGUUCAUCAACAGGAUCGUACCAGGACAAAUUAUGCAGCAAGAUGACGAUGCAAUUGUCAAGCCACACUGUGUUUUUGCUACGGUGGACGGGUCAAUCGGUAUUGUCGGCGAGAUUCAAGGUGACCAAGUCAAUUUCCUGUUGGCAUUACAGACUGCAAUUGGCGAGACAAUCAGUUCGAUUGGUGGGCUCUCUCACGCACGAUUCAGAGCCUUCAAGUCUGCCAGUAUCAAGGAAAUGGAGCCGAAGCGCUUUGUUGAUGGCGAUUUGCUUGAGCAUUACCUUGAAAUGUCACUGGCUGAGCAAGAACAGGUGGCCAAGAAGGUGGAGAGGACGACCGCCGAGAUUGAGCAGAUUGUCGAGAACCUCGCCAGGCUUCAUUAGGCCACUUCCAAGGAGUAUUUACACGUAGCAUAAGUAUCAUGUUUGAGACAAUAGAUUCGGC